This is a messenger RNA of Chanos chanos (milkfish), 2226 nucleotides long. RefSeq names its product glutamate receptor, metabotropic 8a (gene grm8a). Gene Ontology annotation, cellular component: membrane. Gene Ontology annotation, molecular function: G protein-coupled receptor activity. Bases 112 to 2226 code for a protein of 704 amino acids. The transcript is spliced from 9 exons. The record is from RefSeq and is a predicted model, not a curated record. Gene Ontology annotation, biological process: G protein-coupled receptor signaling pathway. NCBI's taxonomy places the organism in Eukaryota, Metazoa, Chordata, Actinopteri, Gonorynchiformes, Chanidae.
CUACAGAUUCCCCAGAUCAGUUAUGCAUCCACGGCUCCAGAGCUAAGUGACAACACGCGCUAUGACUUUUUUUCCCGCGUGGUGCCACCUGACUCCUACCAAGCUCAGGCUAUGGUGGACAUCGUCACAGCAAUGGGCUGGAACUAUGUCUCCACGCUGGCUUCUGAAGGCAACUAUGGCGAGAGUGGGGUGGAAGCCUUUGUCCAGAUCUCACGGGAGAUAGGUGGGGUGUGUAUAGCACAGUCUCUGAAGAUCCCAAGAGAGCCAAAGCCAGGCGAGUUUGAUAAGAUCAUUCAGCGACUGCUGGAGACCUCCAAUGCACGUGCCGUCAUAAUGUUUGCAAACGAGGAUGACAUCAGGCGUGUGUUGAAUGCUGCUAAGAGAAGCAACCAGACAGGUCACUUCCUGUGGGUGGGCUCAGACAGCUGGGGGUCAAAGAUCUCACCUGUGGUCCAGCAGGAGAGAGUGGCAGAAGGAGCCAUCACCAUUCUACCCAAACGGGCUUCUGUUGAUGCAUUUGAUCGCUACUUCCGAAGCCGUUCUCUCUCUAACAACAGAAGGAAUGUGUGGUUUGCAGAAUUCUGGGAGGAGAACUUUGGCUGCAAGUUGGGAAUGCAUGGCAAACGACUAGGAAGCUCUAAAAAAUGCACAGGGUUGGAAAAGGUGGGUCGGGACUCCAGUUAUGAGCAGGAGGGGAAAGUGCAGUUUGUGAUGGAUGCAGUUUACGCCAUGGCACAUGCUCUACACCGCAUGCACCGAGACCUGUGCUUUGGCUACCCAGGCCUCUGCCCCCGCAUGAGUAACAUCAAUGGCAAGGAGCUGCUUUCAUACAUUCGUGCAGUCAACUUCAAUGGCAGUGCGGGAACUCCAGUUGUCUUCAAUGAGAAUGGGGAUGCCCCAGGACGGUAUGACAUCUUUCAGUACCAGAUCACCAAUAAGUCAACAGCCGAGUAUAAGGUCAUUGGGCAGUGGACAAACAAGCUACACAUAAAUAUGGAUGCUAUGCGCUGGAGGACUGGUGAUCCUACGUUGCCUGUCUCAGUGUGCAGUGUGCCCUGUAGAACCGGUGAAAGGAAGAAGAUUGUAAAGGGCGUGCCCUGCUGCUGGCACUGUGAACGCUGUGAGGGCUACCACUACCAGGCCAGUGAAUUCAGCUGCGAACUGUGUCCCUACGAACAGCGCCCCGAUGCUAACCGUACUGGCUGCCAGCCCAUUCCCAUCAUCAAACUAGAGUGGCAUUCACCCUGGGCAAUGGUGCCUGUUUUCAUUUCCAUGCUAGGGAUCCUUGCAACCACCUUUGUCAUUGUCACUUUUGUACGCUACAAUGACACACCAAUUGUUCGUGCCUCUGGCCGUGAAAUGAGCUAUGUGCUCCUGACAGGCAUUUUUUUAUGUUAUGCUAUUACCUUCCUGAUGAUUGCCACACCUGAUGUGGCUGUCUGUUCCUUCCGCCGAAUAUUCCUGGGUUUGGGCAUGUGUUUUAGCUAUGCUGCGCUGCUCACCAAGACCAAUCGCAUACACCGGAUCUUCGAGCAAGGCAAGAAGUCAGUGACCGCUCCACGGUUCAUCAGUCCAGCCUCGCAGUUGGUCAUCACUUUCAGCCUCAUCUCAGUGCAGUUGGUGGGUGUGUUUGUGUGGUUUGCUGUUGACCCUCCACAUACAGUGGUGGAUUAUGGGGAACAGCGAACACAAGACCCCGAGAAUGCACGCGGUGUGCUCAAGUGUGACAUCUCAGACCUUUCCCUCAUCUGUUCGCUAGGCUACAGCAUCCUGCUGAUGGUCACAUGCACUGUUUACGCAAUCAAGACCAGGGGUGUUCCAGAAACCUUCAACGAGGCCAAGCCCAUUGGAUUUACUAUGUAUACAACCUGCAUUAUUUGGUUAGCCUUUAUACCAAUCUUCUUUGGCACAGCCCAGUCUGCAGAGAGGAUGUACAUCCAGACGACCACGCUGACUAUCUCUCUGAGUCUUAGUGCAUCGGUGUCUCUUGGCAUGCUGUACAUGCCCAAGGUCUACAUCAUCAUUUUCCACCCAGAGCAAAACGUUCCCAAACGGAAGCGCAGUUUCAAAGCCAUUGUGACCGCUGCCACCAUGUCGGGCAAGCUCACACAGAAAGGUGGAGACCGGCCCAAUGGAGAGGUUAAAACAGAGCUCUGUGAGAGCAUGGAGACCAACACCUCAUCCACCAAGACAACCUAUGUCAGCUACAGUAACCAUGCUGUCUGA